AUGCAACUUCGUACUCCCCCUGAAAAUAAUGACUCGGGAUUUGAAAUAGGCGUCUCUCCCAACAGCUCGUCGCUCGUCGUGGUCUCCAUCUCGGCGGCGCCCAAGGUGAUUCCCGCCCUGCUCGGCCUGCUCGGCGGUAUCUUCGGCGUUGCUAGCGUUGUCGGCCCGGUCCUCGGCGGAGCUUUCACCGAUCGGCUGACGUGGCGAUGGUGCGCUCGAGUAAUUAUGGUGGUGUUACCAAGCCGAUCAACUUCUCAUUCUUCCCCCUUGGCUUACAAUCUCCCCAUCUACUUCCAGGCGGUUAACAGAGUGUCUCUGCUGGAAAGCGGCAUCCGGUUGCUCCCGACCAUCCUGCCCAUGACCUGCGCCCUACUGGUCGGGUGGUAUCAGCCGUGGCUGAUGACGGGCGCCUCGCUUGCCGCCGUGGGUGCCGGACUGAUUUACAUGCUGGGUAAUUAUCAACUCGAACACCUCCGGCCGUCAGUCAUCGCCAACGCCAUCACGCCCAAGGGGGACAACAGCAUUGCCAUGUCGAACAUCCUCUUCUUCCAGUUCAUCGGCGGCACCCCGGGCGUCGGCAUGGCCCAGUCCAUCCUCAACAACGGCCUCAUCCGCAGCUUCCCCCAGUUUGCUCCCGGCGUCACCACCGCCGAGGUCCUGAGUGUCGGCGCCUAUUACGACCUCCAGACCGUAUUCUCGGGAGACAAGCUCCUCGGCGUCCUGAGGGCUUACGUGGCCGGUCUCCAUCAUGCGUGGAUCCUGAGCAUUGCGGGGGCAGCCGUUCCCGUUUGCUUCCCGCUGAUCGGGGCUUUUGUCAAGCUGUCCAGGUUCUCGCCAAAGAGCUGGGAGGAGCUAGGAGGAUAAGGCGUAGGUCUGAGAGAAUCCGUUAAAUACCAACUCGAUUGCGAGUAAUUAUCAAAGUCGACGUUUGGAUUGAUCAAGCUAGCUUGGGGGUGAACUAAUUAAUAUUGUAGUCAUUUAGACUAUAGAAUGAUCGUUCGAGGCAUCUUUCGAUCAAGGCUUGUGUUACCUAUCAAUUAAUUAUCAAUGAGUAGUUAGCCGUCACAUUAACUCCGAUUAAUUAAUAGUCUGGCUUGAUCCUUACCCCCCUUUUUUUUCUUGUUUGUUUUCUAACCCGUUAUUCGAGC
Molecule: messenger RNA, 1148 nt
Organism: Thermothelomyces thermophilus ATCC 42464
Lineage: Eukaryota; Fungi; Ascomycota; Sordariomycetes; Sordariales; Chaetomiaceae
Exons: 6
Coding region: 1-864 (287 amino acids)
Biological process (GO): transmembrane transport
Molecular function (GO): transmembrane transporter activity
Source: RefSeq, a predicted model, not a curated record